AUGUCUUCUCUUUCUUCAUUCUCAGAUUUCCAACCACGGACUCGAAACAGACGCCCCAACAUGGCUAUGAUUGCUUUAAAUCAACAAUCGCGACAUGCGAUUUCACGUAUGUUCAAACACAAGACAUUUAAAGAUGAAAUACUUGCUUUUUAUGCAAGGCAGUCUGAAGGACUUGCACCUAUUCCAAUCUAUCUUCACAACACAGUUUAUGCACAGCUUGUUGAACAACAACACUUGAUUUAUACUCAAAUAUGUGGCCAUACCAGUUCAUCCACCAAAACGUCAAGUAUAGACUUGAUUCAUGAUGACCCUAUAGAAAAGAUAUUCUUUGAAGAUAUCUCUUUUGCUAUUCCAGAACCUACGAUAAAAAAGAUUCCUUCAUCACAAGAAUAUGAAGCAUUACAGGCCUUGUUGACAAGUGAUUCGUUUAGGCUAUCUUUAGCUAUGCAGGAUCUUCGGUUACCUACAGCAUGGGAUAUGCGAGCCAAAGGUGAUCAUAUUGAUAUAAGUCAAAACUGUAUGCAAUUGACGUACAGAGGAAAUGGAAAAGAUGAUCCUGAAGUAUCUUCUGCUAGAGCCAAUUAUGCAAUGAGAAGACAAUGUGGUGUUUAUUAUUUUGAAAUACAUAUCUUGUCUAAAGGAACGGAUGGUCAUAUUGGUAUUGGGUUUUGUAGAAGAAUCAAUAGUCUAGAUCGAUUUCCAGGCUGGGAAGAACAUUCAUGGGGAUAUCAUGCUGAAAAUGGCAAUGUAUUCUCUGGUCCUGGUACAGGCAAGGCAUAUGGGCCAAAAUACAGCACAGGAGAUAUUAUAGGAUGUGGCAUUGACUUCCGCGACAUGUCUGCAUUCUAUACAAAGAAUGGUAUUUACUUGGGAACAGCAUUUCAAAAGAUUAAAGAAGUGGAUCUUUAUCCAUUUGUUGGGUUCAAGACAUCAGGCGAGAGAAUAGAAGCUAAUUUUGGUGCAAGACCCUUCAAGUUUGAUAUUCAACAGUACAUGGCAAAUGAAAAGCGAGCAUUAUUAAGUCGAAUUGGACUAAAACCCUUUAUUGUUGAUCAUAAACAGUCGCCUGUGGUUCAUCAUUCAGUUGCUACUGAAUUAGCUGAUAAAGUGGUAGUGGAAUAUUUAAAGCAUCAUGGAUAUACAAGAUCCGCACAGGCAUUAGAGAAAGCACUUGUAUUAAAAGGCAAUGCACCUAGUCAAGAUUAUUUAGAUACAGAAACCAUGCGUAGACAAGAUAUACGUUAUGCUAUCUUACAAGGAGACAUUGAUAGAGCAGUUGAACUAUGUAACCAAUAUUAUCCAGAUGUACUAGACAAGAACCCUAUGGUCUUCUUUAGAUUAAAAUGCAGGAAAUUCAUGGAAAUGGUAAAAACAUCACAAGCACAGAUAUCGCAGUUAAUGGACAAUGAUGAAUACGAAGCACAAAGCCUACAAAUAUCACAGAAUACAUCCAGUAAAAGAGAAGCUGAUCGAGAACUAGAGAACAAGAAGAAAAAGAAGCAAAAAAUCACUCAUUCUGAUGCAUUGACUGCAGUCAUGGCUUAUGGAAAUCAGUUAAAGAAACAGUAUGCUGAACAGGCAAAAACAGAUGAAUCCAUACGCAAUGAAUUAAUGACUACAUUCUCUACAUUGGCUUAUACAGACUUAUCUGAUUCAGCAGUUGCUUAUCUGUAUGAAUCAUCUCAUAUUGAACAAGCAGUGUCUGAACUGAAUUCUGCCAUUCUAGUAUCUCUUGGUAAAUACCCAAGUUCAUCUCUUGAACGUAUUUAUCGUCAAACAAGUACAGCUAUUGAAGAAUUAGUCAUGACUGGUAAUGCAAAAGCUGCUCUUUUACAACCAGAACGCGAUUGCUUUACUUUAGAGUUGUAA
Messenger RNA from Gilbertella persicaria, 1869 nucleotides. Its product is annotated as concanavalin A-like lectin/glucanase domain-containing protein. Gene Ontology annotation, biological process: cell surface receptor signaling pathway; cytoskeleton organization. The transcript has 6 exons. NCBI's taxonomy places the organism in Eukaryota, Fungi, Mucoromycota, Mucoromycetes, Mucorales, Choanephoraceae. Bases 1 to 1869 code for a protein of 622 amino acids. Gene Ontology annotation, molecular function: protein binding. Gene Ontology annotation, cellular component: cytoplasm. The record is from RefSeq and is a predicted model, not a curated record.